AUGAUUAUAGGAUUUCUCGAUGAUGAUCAAUAUUGGGAUAAAAUCAUGACUGAAUCUCAAUUUGAAUUUUUAUUUCCAAUUUUUCGAUUAAUUUUUAAGAAUUGCAAUAACGAAAAGUACACAAAUAUUGUAGGACAGACAGUAUCGAUAUUUUGUAGGUGGCUUCUACGAACAGCUCCAGGAGAAACAAUCGAAAUACGAAAUAAAAUACUACGAGCAUGUUUAACAUCAAUACAAGAAUACUGCGAAACGAGUAAAAAUAUUUCUCACAUUCAAUUAGUAGCGAAUGUUCUUGAAACAGUGGUUCUUACUCCUCCAUGCGAAUACGAAGAUGAAACAUGGAUUUUACUGAUGGAACUGCUUCCGAAAUUUAUAGAUUUUGAUCAGAAAAGUCCAAUUUCUCUUAAAAUUUGGACUCUUUCGAUGCAAAUUUUUGUUACUUCAGGAUUAAUCACUCCUAGAACAAUAGAAAUAAUGAAAUCUCGUCCUGACAAUCUUGCCUUCCAAAUUUUACUCGGUGAUAUUACAUUAUCUCUUAUUAUUCCUCAAUAUUGUCAUCCAAGGUACUUCACACAAGGCAAAUGGACCGAAGAAACACCAGUAACAGCAGAAUUCAUCACUAGAAUAUCCGAUGCAAUACUUUCUGAUAAUCAAUCUCCCAAUUUUCGCCAACAAAUUUUUUAUGGAAUCUGCGUUUCAAUUACAAGAGCCCGAAGAGGCAUCAUAUCGUUCGAAUACCAGAUUGAAGAUAUCCUUCCUUCAUUCGCAGAUACGAUUUUCCCACUAGAUAAGAUUAACCCGUCUUAUUACGGUAUAAUUUUUGAUUUCUUUGCUUCAGGGAAGCUUUCACCGACCAGUGAUUGGUUUUCUGUAUUGAAAACUGCAAUCCGAAAUCAAAUUUCCAAGAUAUCUCCACUUGAUGUUUUAAUUAUGAUGGCUGGAAUGUCCAAUUUGAUUUCACAUCGUCCGGAACUCUUUAUUGACUUGAUUCCUGAUAUGAUCAUCUCAAUAAAAGAUGCAGAUUUGCAGAUUCCUGCAGAAUAUUUAAAUAUAAUUCUUCAUAUCUGCACAAGUCUUAACGAAUUAGGUCAAUUGCAGGAUAACAACAUUGCCACAUCAUUAGUUAACGUUAUAAGAUCUAAGAAACCUUACGAAUCUCCUAUUUAUAGUAAGAUUUUCAAUGCAAUGACAAUCCGCAACUUUGAGAACUUACAGAAUGAACUUUCCUUCCUGGAGAACUCUAAAACAAUGCAAUGGCUUCUUUAUGAAGGCUUUGCUCCUCAUUUUUCACAAAAUCUUGUCACAAUUCAGUCAGUUGAGACCAGAAUUGCUCAGUUUUCAAAGUUUAAGGACUCAGAUCCCGCUAUAUUCCUUCUCUACCUCAUAGAAGUCCUUUCUUUAUCAACUAAUUUGCAACAUAACCAAGAUUUAAAGUUAAAGAUCUUUUCUGUUGCAGAUAGAGUUAAAAAUAUUGAUAGUUGCUACUUCCUUGCAGGAUUUCUUCAGAAUUUGGUCGCUAUUCCAAUUAAAUAUCAGUUAUCUGCCAUGGAUGUUCAAAAAGAGAUCGAAAAAUCAUCUCUUAAGGUCAGAUUUAACUCAGGAAUUGCUUCUUCCUCAUUCGCUCCAGAUGGAACUGCAUUUCUCAUCAUAAGAAACCAGUUUUCUAUGUCCGCGUUCAGAGUUUCACCGACACAACCAUCUACUGUUGAGCCAGUGGAACUUCCUGUACCCACAAAUCCUCCGAAAUCCUCAGGAACAGCUAAUUUCAAACCAUUUAUCAGAGAAGAUUCAUCAAGACCACCGGAUACGUUCUCAAUUCUGGCAUCUUUGGGACUAUUUACUGCCAAUAACAAGAACAGAUUGGAGAUUUUCCCAGAUACAGAGUUAAAUGACCUCCAAAAUUACGAAAAACUCAUUGGGCCGAAGGUUUUGAACAUCCCAGUAUGCAGAUUAUCACAGAAGUAUUGCAACGACAUCUUCGAAGCUGAUAAAUCAACAUCAGGAUUCAAUAAUUUCCUGACAGACCUUGAAAAUUUCAGAAAUUGUAAAGUUGGCAAAAAUUUGUCAAAUUUGCCAGUUCCCUCAUACGAUACAGCAUUAUUCAGAUUUAAUUUUGUGUCCACGUUCCACUACCCUGAGAAUCAAAAAGAAGUCAUCAUAGAACAACUCCUCAAAUCCAAGUGCAUCGUUGUGUUUUCGGAAGGUGGUUCAUUGACACUUUACAACAAACGGUUUGACGGGUUUGAUGUUGUAAUUAAUGUAGCGAAAGUAUCGAGUGAUUUGUAUUCCAUGGAAGUCUUGAAGGUACCAGAACGCGUGAAUAUGCCAUUCGAACCAGGAAUGAAGAGAUUGGUCGUGAAAUCAAACUUAUCUCAUGAAAUUGCGUUGAUAUUCUAUCUUUAUGUUUCAACUGACAUUGAAAAGUUCUAUGUUAAUGAGAGACUUGAGAUGUCAGGACAUGGAAAGCUGUUUAGCACAAAUUCCGCAAGUUCGGAUGGACUUGAGCUACUUAAUCAGCUUUUCAGCCAAAUGCUUGUUUAG
Messenger RNA from Trichomonas vaginalis G3, 2541 nucleotides. RefSeq lists its product as uncharacterized. The transcript has a single exon. Bases 1 to 2541 code for a protein of 846 amino acids. NCBI's taxonomy places the organism in Eukaryota, Parabasalia, Trichomonadida, Trichomonadidae. The record is from RefSeq and is a predicted model, not a curated record.